Danio rerio (zebrafish) is the source of this 4308-nucleotide messenger RNA. NCBI's taxonomy places the organism in Eukaryota, Metazoa, Chordata, Actinopteri, Cypriniformes, Danionidae. The record is from RefSeq and is a predicted model, not a curated record.
AUGGUGGCGUGUGUCAUGGAGAAGGAGAUCAUGAAGAGUUUGAUGCUUAUGCUUUUGGAAAUUAUCACCGCUGUUUGUCAUUUAUAUGUUGCACAAAACGAUCAUCUGAAUGUGAGACUUGUAAAUGGGAACAGUCGCUGUGCCGGUCGAGUGGAAGUUCUUCAUAGAGGUCAGUGGGGAACAGUGUGUGAUGAUUGGUGGGAUUUGGCUGAUGCUGCAGUGGUGUGUAGAGAACUGGACUGUGGAGAACCUGUAGAUGCACUGGGUGAUGCUCAUUUUGGACAAGGAUCAGGACCAAUCUGGAUGAGUUACGCCAUGUGCACUGGAUCAGAGUCAACACUGAAGAGCUGUGGCUCCACAGGAUGGGCUAAAAACAACUGUGAUCAUAGUAAAGAUGCUGGAGUCAUAUGCUCAGGUAACCUUCUCCUCAUCCCUAAAUAAUAAAUUAAUAAUAAUAAUGAUCUACUUAUACGAUAAGUUUAAAUGAUCUUUGUUCUUUUAGAGGUCAGGCUGGUUGGUGAUUCUCGCUGCUCUGGGAGGUUAGAGAUUCUUCAUGAUCAGACGUGGAUGUCAGUGUGUGACGCUGCCUUUGACCAGCAGGAUGCAGAGGUUGUGUGUAGAGAGCUGGACUGUGGGGCUCCUGUACAGGUGCUGAGAGCUGCUGCUUUUGACAAAGGAGACGCUCAGAUGUGGACACAAGAGAUUCACUGCACAGGAAAUGAGUCUCAGAUUCACCUCUGUCCAACGUCACCGUUAUAUAAAAUCAAUUGUUCUCAUGACAACUAUACUGAACUUAUGUGUGCAGAAAGUGUGAAUGUAAGACUUGUAAAUGGUACCAGUCGCUGUGCUGGUCGAGUGGAAGUUCUUCAUAGAGGUCAGUGGGGAACAGUGUGUGAAGAUGAGUGGGAUAUGGCUGAUGCUGCAGUGGUGUGUAGAGAACUGGGCUGUGGAGAACCUGUAGAUGCUCUGGGUGAUGCUCACUUUGGACCAGGAUCAGGGCCAGUCUGGAUGAGUUAUGUUGUGUGUACUGGAUCAGAGUCUACUUUGAAGAACUGUGGAUCAACAGGAUUGAGUACAAGCACAUGUAAACGUAAUGGUGAAGCUGGAGUCAUCUGCUCAGAAGUGAAACUCUUUGGAGGUUCUCACUGCUCUGGGAUGUUAGAGAUUCUUCAUGAUCAGACGUGGAUGUCAGUGUGUGAUGCUGCCUUUGACCAGCAGGAUGCAGAGGUUGUGUGUAGAGAGCUGGACUGUGGGGCUCCUGUACAGGUGCUGAGAACUGCUGCUUUUGACAAAGGAGACGCUCAGAUGUGGACACAAGAGAUUCACUGCACAGGAAAUGAGUCUCAGACAAACCUUUGUCCAUUUACUUCAUCAUCAUCAUCGCAUAAAAACAACUGUACUCAUGACAACACAGAACUUGUGUGUGCAGAAAGUGUAAAUGUGAGACUUAAAAAUAGUACAAGUCGCUGUGCUGGUCGAGUGGAAGUUUUUCAUAGAGGUCAGUGGGGAACAGUGUGUGAUGCUGACUGGGAUCUUAAAGAUGCUGCAGUGGUGUGUAGAGAACUGGACUGUGGAGAACCUGUAGAUGCUCUGAGUGGUGCUCAUUUUGGACAAGGAACAGGGCCAAUCUGGAUGGAUGUUGUGUUAUGCACUGGAUCAGAAUCUACCCUGAAGACCUGUGGGUCAUCAGGAUGGGAGAAACAUAACUGUGAUCAUAGUGGUGAUGCUGGAAUCAUCUGCUCAGGUAACCGCUCAAAACAUAACCUGAAUGAUAUUAUUUUUACAUUUAUUUUGAAUAUUACACCAGUAUUUUAAGAAAAAAUAAAAGCUGAAAACGAGUAAAUUAUUUGUAAAUUAUUUUGUUUAGAGGUCAGGCUGGUUGGAGGUUCUCGCUGCUCUGGGAGGUUAGAGAUCCUUCAUGAUCAGAUGUGGAUGUCAGUGUGUGAUGCUGCCUUUGACCAGCAGGAUGCAGAGGUUGUGUGUAGAGAGCUGGACUGUGGGGCUCCUGUACAGGUGCUGAGAGCUGCUGCUUUUGACAAAGUUGACGCUCAGAUGUGGACACAAGAGAUUCACUGCAGAGGAAAUGAGUCUCAGAUUCACCUCUGUCCAACAUCAACAUUAUAUGAAAACAACUGUACUCACAACAACAGUGUUAGACUGAUUUGUGCGGAUGCAAGGAAUGUGAGGUUGGUGGAUGGCAACAGUCCCUGUGCUGGUAGAGUGGAGGUUUUCCAUAGAGGUCAGUGGGGAACAGUGUGUGAGGAUGACUGGGAUUUGGCUGAUGCUGCAGUGGUGUGUAGAGAACUGGACUGUGGAGAACCUGUAGAUGCUCUGGGUGAUGCUCAUUUUGGACCAGGAUCAGGACCAGUCUGGAUGAGUACUUUAAGUUGUUAUGGGAUGGAAUCUACAUUAAAAAGCUGUGGAGCGGCAGGAUGGGGCCAACACACCUGUGGUCAUAAUGAUGAUGCUGGAGUCAUCUGCUCAGAUCAUAAACAGUCCAGACUUAUUGACGGAUCUCAUCUGUGCUCUGGGAGGUUAGAGAUUCUUCAUGAUCAGACGUGGAUGUCAGUGUGUGACGCUGCCUUUGACCAGCAGGAUGCAGAGGUUGUGUGUAGAGAGCUGGACUGUGGGGCUCCUGUACAGGUGCUGAGAGCUGCUGCUUUUGACAAAGGAGACACUCAGAUGUGGACACAAGAGAUUCACUGCAGAGGAGACGAGACUCACAUUUCAUUCUGUUCUAUGUCACAAUCACACAAAGACAAUUGCACAAAUGCCAGAAGAGUAAGCCUAAUAUGUUCAGGUUACACUGAUGUUCGACUGGUCAAUGGUUCAGACUCUUGUUCUGGAAGAGUGGAGCUUCAGUAUCUGAGUAAAUGGGGCACAGUGUGUGAUGCAUGCUGGGAUAUGAGAGCUGCCAGUGUCCUCUGUAAACAGCUGAAUUGUGGGAUUGCUGUGUCUGUUGUGGGAUCAGACUGGUUUGGAGAGGGAAGUGGUGAAAUCUGGGCUGAUGUGUUUGAUUGUGACGGGAAUGAAACAAAACUCUCCGAAUGUUCAAUCUCUUCAUGGAGUCGAGCUGAACGCUCUCAUAGACGAGAUGUUGGAGUCAUCUGCUCUAACUCGUCUCUGGCUCUUCAUGAGGGUCUGGUUCGGUUGUCUGGAGAGAGACAGUGUGAGGGGCAGGUGGAAGUUCUGAUCCAGCAGGUCUGGAGGAAGGUUCUGCUGGACUCCUGGAGUCUCACUGAAUCCUCUGUGGUCUGCAGACAGCUGGGCUGUGGCUCUGUGCUCAACUUCUCCGGCUCCUCUUCAUCCAGUUCUGAACACAGUCAUGAGUGUGUGAUGGGCUUCCAGUGCUCUGGGAGUGAAGCUCAUCUGGGGAACUGCAGCUCUCCACAAACUCUCAACUGCAGCUCCACACAACAGCUGUCAAUCACCUGCCUUGGCCGCGGGUCCAUCAGGCUGGUGGGUUCUGGGGGAGACUGUGCAGGGAGGCUGGAGGUUUUUCACAGCGGCUCAUGGGGGACAGUGUGUGACGACUCCUGGGAUAUUAAAGAUGCCCAUGUGGUGUGCAGACAGCUGCAGUGUGGAGUGGCCCUCAGUAACCAGCAGGUACCAGCCUGGUUUGGUCCUGGUUCUGGACCCAUAUGGCUGGAUGAGGUGGAUUGUGAGGGGAAUGAGACGUCCCUGUGGAGCUGCUCUUCUCCAGGCUGGGGAAAACAUGACUGUCAACACAAGGAGGAUGUAGGAGUCGUCUGCUCUGAGUAUAAAGAGAUCAGGUUAACUGAGGGCUGUGAAGGGAAUGUGGAAGUUUUCUACAAUGGAUCCUGGGGAAAUGUGUGCUGGAAUCAGAUGGACAGAGACACAGUGAGUCAGAUUUGUCAAGAGCUGAACUGUGGAAGAUCUGGUGUUUUGUCUGAUUCUACAUCAAGAGUGGAAUCAGCCCCUAACUGGCUGGAUAAGGUGAAAUGCCGACCACAUGAUUCAAAUAUUUGGCAGUGUCCAUCUUUACCCUGGGAACAGAAUCAUUGCAGUAGAGAUGAAGUGGCCAAAAUUAUAUGUUUAGUCUGUGAUGAUCUCUGGGACAUCAGCGAUGCUCAGGUGGUCUGCAGACAGCUGGGGUGUGGAGCAGCACUGAGGGCUGAUGGGAAUUCAGCCUUUGGUGCUGGUAAAGGUGUUGUGUGGCUGAACAGAGUCCAGUGCAGAGGGAAUGAGCUUCACCUGUGGGACUGUCCUCUCUCCCUGAACAACCACACUGACUGCACCCACAAAGAGCACGCUGGACUCACCUGUGCAGGUCACUGCAAAACUUGA